CCAUGGAUCAAUAUAAAAGAGCAUGAUGCCUUAUUUGUUCACUGAGAAAAAAAAAAAAAAACCAAAAGACGAGAAGCAAGGUAUCUAUGAGAUGGACGGGACGGGAUGAUCACAGACCAUGAAUGGAUGUUGUCGAUCAACAAGCGUGAAAAUCGGAUGGAAAUGUUCUUUUAUCUAUUUGAUAGACAGUAGAGAGGAGAUGAAGAGAGAUAUAUGUAUGUGUGUGUGUGUGUGUGUGUGGGUGCGUGCGGUAGAGAGAGAGCUGCAUGUGCUUCGUUGGAAAUGCUUAUACUACAGUUCUCUUUGCAAAAAAAAAAAAAAAAAAAAGGCCCGUCCUUUCAUUUCGGAAUGUUUCUUGUCCUACAAUGUGAGUGAAUUGCUGACAAGUGCAUUUUCUGACAUAUAUGAUCUAUUCUAUCUACACGUUUCAAUAACACGCACAAAUGUUACACAACAGCUUUUUUUUUUUUUUUUUUUUUUCUAAUCUGUUUCCUUUGGCUGCUCAUAUGCACUUGCCUGUCGACCAUGAUGGAGCUGCUGUCGGGAUUCGAGAUUUGAUGUGCGUGUGUGUCUAUCGUUCAAGAUCUCGUUUUCCCUUGGAAAAAGGACUUCUCCGUUUCUCUCCCUGCAU
Messenger RNA from Mycotypha africana, 631 nucleotides. RefSeq lists its product as uncharacterized. Bases 119 to 484 code for a protein of 121 amino acids. The record is from RefSeq and is a predicted model, not a curated record. Lineage: Eukaryota; Fungi; Mucoromycota; Mucoromycetes; Mucorales; Mycotyphaceae. The transcript has a single exon.